CAGGAGUUAACUGAACUUUGAUCACAUUUUUGGUCAACUGCUCUCCAAGUGUGGAUUACAAGCUGUUCUACUGAGUCAGGCGUCGGAGUAUACUUUAAAGUUACUAUUUUAAUUGCAUAAAACUGACACUGUGUGAUGGGGAAAAGAGUCACUAAACAGGAUGGUUCCUCCCCCGCUGUCCAGAGGAAGAGAGUCCAGGGGAAAGAUGAGACACCGUCCCGAUGGUGGCUUAAAAGAGGCUUAUUUGCCCUCUUUGUUAUCUUGAUUUUGGUGCCCGUCUCGCUCAGUAUGCUCCCUGAAUUAAUCCAGCACUUUGUGUACUCUCACAGAAUCCGGCUGCCGUUCUUUGUUGACCUCAGCCGACCUGCUGAUCAUUCCCUUAAUCACACCAUCAACAUGUACUUAACAUCAGAGGAGGGAAUCUCCCUUGGCGUAUGGCACACAGUCCCUGAGAGCCGUUGGAAAGAGGCUCAGGGGAAGGACUUGGCAUGGUACCAGAACAGUUUAAACGAUGGCAGCACAGUUUUCAUAUAUCUUCAUGGGAACACAGGCACAAGGGCAGCCACUCAUCGGGUGGGAGUGGCAAAAGUAUUGAGUGCACUUGGCUACCAUGUGCUGGUGCCUGACUACAGAGGGUUUGGAGACUCCACUGGUGAACCAACUGAAGCCGGUCUGACCACUGAUGCCCUCUACUUGUACAAGUGGGUCAAAGCCCGGAGUGGAAACAGCCUCGUGGUCAUCUGGGGACACUCUCUUGGCACUGGAGUCUCCACUAACGCAGCCGUAAAACUGAUUGAGCAAGGAGAGGUUUUCGAUGGAGUGAUCCUGGAGGGCGCAUUCAAUAGUGCUCGACAGAAGAUACCAGGUCAUGCUUUUUCUUGGUAUUACUGGAAAUUUCCGGGCUGUGGGUACUUAUUCCCAGAACCAUGGGCAGAAAACAAGUGCGUCUUCCCUACUGAAGAGAAUCUGAAGAAAAUGAAAAGCCCGAUCCUUUUCCUUCAUUCGGAGGACGAUCACUUAGUCCCCAUUCAAGUUGCUAAGCAGAUGCAUGAGGUCGCAGCGAGUGCCCAGGAUGCAGAGCGAGUCAAGCUGGUGUCAUUCGACGGUUCGCUUGGGUACCUCCACAACGGCUUGUACAAAGACCCCAAACUGCCUGGCAUCUUAAAGAAGUUUGUGCUGUCGCUGCAACGUUGGAAAGACAAGUGAAGCAGAAAAAGCUGAUUUCAUUUGAUCACACUGGAAUCAAAUGUUUUGUCCCUACUGCUGCAUGAAGAGGUGAUUCACUUUGAAUCUCUGAUUAUUGUGAAUCCAUUUGUUAUUUUAUGAAUUAAACUGAGUGGAAAACUGAUUAAACUUUUUUUGUUUUUUGAUCAGUCGCAAAUAACGAUUCCAACUGGAAAUGCAAUUUAGAUGAAGCAGGAGGUGCCCUCUGCUGGGCGUUGCAGUGUGGUGAUAAUGCCCAUCCAUAAUACUGGAUAAUGAGUUUAGUAAUCCGAGGCUUAAAAUGUCUAGGUGUCACUGACAUUUCAGAAUAAUUCAAGGAGAACAGCUGGAAAAUGUCUGUUCUCUGACCUUGCUGUCACAAAUGUGUUUUUAGGGAAAAAUGAAUGAAUUCUGAAAUUGGGAGUUCUUUUAGUUUAAGGAGGAUAUAGUGCCUUCAGAUAAAUUCUGAUAAUCUCAAUUCAAAUGUUAAUGCUGUUCAAUCAAAAUAUGUUUUCCUGUGUCAAGCUGCAUUGUUCUUCCUUGCACUUUGCUGCAAGAAUAUGUAUUGGUCUCAUUUGGAAAGAACUCUGGAGGAGAUAUCCACCUCUUCAGAAUUCAUGUAGCACCGCUUCAAUUUCUUGUAAAUUCACAGUGAACGGACUAAGAUUAUUUCAGGUACAUGUUGCACCAUUUAAAUUUGCCUUGAAGAACAUGUUCAACUGCUGAGGUUCUCCUUUGAUCCUGAAGAUUUAUUAGGAAACCUGUGGUGACUAAAGAGUAGUCACACACUCUGCAUUGCAAACAUCCUUGUCCUCUAAACAUAGCUGAUUGUGUAAAAUAUCUAAAGCUGUACUUUCUUUCAAAUAAAAUAAUAAUCAGCUGUG
Molecule: messenger RNA, 2087 nt
Organism: Acanthopagrus latus (yellowfin seabream)
Lineage: Eukaryota; Metazoa; Chordata; Actinopteri; Spariformes; Sparidae
Product: lysophosphatidylserine lipase ABHD12-like
Exons: 13
Coding region: 136-1206 (356 amino acids)
Biological process (GO): monoacylglycerol catabolic process; phosphatidylserine catabolic process
Cellular component (GO): endoplasmic reticulum membrane
Molecular function (GO): monoacylglycerol lipase activity; phosphatidylcholine lysophospholipase A1 activity
Source: RefSeq, a predicted model, not a curated record